AUGACUUGUAUACUAAGCUGCUCUCAUGGCGUCGUGAUCGCAACCGCCAUGGUUUUUUCAAGCACUGCUCUGUUUCUCGCGGUUUCCCGUCAAUUCUCUGGAAAUCAGACAUCAGAGGUCGAUGAUCAACCUUUCCUCCGUUCGUGUCUUUCUUCAGAGGAAAAGAAGAAACAGAGGAAGAAGAUGAAGAAGAAGGUGAAAUUCGCAGAGAAUGUGAAGGAGCCGAAAGGGAACGGUGAAGAGUAUCGUAAGAGGGAACAUCUCCGAAGAAUUGUACCGGAACCGAAGAUUAAACCGGAUGAUAAAACCAGUUCGGUUUGUAGAAACGACAUGCCGGCAAACCGGAUUGCUCUGUACAAUGGGAUUCUUAGAGACAGAGAUCAUAGGAUUCAGUGCUCCUAUUGA
This is a messenger RNA of Thlaspi arvense, 405 nucleotides long. The record is from the annotation of a GenBank genome assembly. NCBI's taxonomy places the organism in Eukaryota, Viridiplantae, Streptophyta, Magnoliopsida, Brassicales, Brassicaceae.